AUGUUGUCGGGCAUCCUCGUCUUCAACCAAAAGGGCGAGAACCUGAUCUUCAGGGCCUUCCGCAACGACUGCCGCCCACGACUCGCCGAUGUCUUCCGCAUCCAGGUCAUCAGCAACGCCCAAGUCCGGUCGCCCAUCCUGACCCUCGGCAGCACCACCUUCAGCCAUGUCAAGCACGAAAACAUCUAUCUGGUGGCCAUCACCAAGAGCAACGCCAAUGCCGCCCUCGUCUUCGAGUUCCUGUACCGCCUGAUCCAGCUCGGCCGUGGCUACUUUGGCAAAUUCGAUGAGGAAGCUGUUAAAAACAACUUCGUUCUGGUUUAUGAGCUCCUGGAUGAGAUCAUCGAUUUCGGCUAUCCCCAAAACACCGAGACCGACACGCUCAAGAUGUACAUCACGACAGAGGGUGUCAAGACGGAGCGCGCCCCGGAAGACUCGGCCAAGAUCACCAUGCAGGCGACAGGCGCGCUGUCGUGGCGGAAGGCCGACGUCAAGUACCGAAAGAACGAGGCGUUCGUAGAUGUCAUCGAGGACGUGAACCUCCUCAUGAGCGCGACCGGCGCCGUGCUCCGCGCCGACGUCACCGGCCAGAUCAUCAUGCGCGCCUACCUCAGCGGGACACCCGAGUGCAAGUUUGGGCUGAACGACCGCCUGCUGCUCGAUAACGACGGGCUGCUGAGCCUCCCCAGCGGUAAUAGGAUGGGGAGCAAGGCAACCAAGGCGGCCGCGGGCAGCGUCACACUCGAGGACUGCCAGUUUCACCAGUGCGUCAAGCUGGGCAAGUUCGACAGCGACCGCAUCAUCAGCUUCGUGCCGCCCGACGGCGAGUUCGAGCUGAUGCGCUACCGCUCCACCGAGAACGUCAACCUGCCCUUCAAGGUGCACGCCAUCGUCAACGAGGUCGGCAAGACCAAGGUCGAGUACAGCAUCGGCGUGCGCGCCAACUUUGGCUCCAAGCUGUUCGCCACCAACGUCGUCGUCCGCAUCCCCACGCCGCUCAACACGGCCCGGAUCACGGAGCGCUGCACCCAGGGCAAGGCCAAAUACGAGCCGUCCGAGAACAACAUCGUCUGGAAGAUCGGCCGCUUCACCGGCCAGAGCGAUUCUGGUCUGCUGGUGGCCUACCUCAAGGUGUUUGAGAAGAGCAACAACUCGAGUUUCAAAUGGGUGCGGUACAUCACGAGGGCUGGGAGUUACGAAACCAGGUUCUGA
This is a messenger RNA of Chaetomium globosum CBS 148.51, 1212 nucleotides long. RefSeq lists its product as uncharacterized. Gene Ontology annotation, biological process: clathrin-dependent endocytosis; intracellular protein transport. Gene Ontology annotation, cellular component: cytoplasmic vesicle; AP-2 adaptor complex. Bases 1 to 1212 code for a protein of 403 amino acids. Lineage: Eukaryota; Fungi; Ascomycota; Sordariomycetes; Sordariales; Chaetomiaceae. The record is from RefSeq and is a predicted model, not a curated record. Gene Ontology annotation, molecular function: clathrin-cargo adaptor activity. The transcript has 4 exons.